GUUGAAACAAUAUCAAGAUUUAUUUUGUAAAGAAAAAGGAAUAAUCUUUUUCUUUCUUUGUUGUCCAAAACCAGUUUAAUAUUACCGAAAGCACAACCCUAAUCAAUCAUCGUCUCCCUCACACAACCCACAAGUCAACAAACACACCUGCACUUUGCUACUUGCAGGUGUUGUGAUUAUGGCCACCGAAACCCCAAGAUCUUCAACAUCAUCCGCCGAUUCCUACAUUGGAAGCUUAAUCAGUUUAACAUCCAAAAGUGAGAUACGAUAUGAGGGCAUUUUGUACAACAUCAAUACAGAAGAAUCCUCAAUUGGGUUGCGUAACGUAAGAUCAUUUGGAAGUGAAGGGCGGAAAAAGGAUGGCCCACAAAUCAUGGCGAGUGACAAGGUUUAUGAAUACAUUUUAUUUCGUGGAAGCGACAUCAAGGAUCUUCAGGUGAAAACUUCAACCCCCGCCCCUCCUGUUCAACCUACACAACCUAUAAAUAACGAUCCUGCCAUUAUACAAUCUCAUUAUCCUCGGCCCGGUCCAACGUCAUCAAACCUACCGGCUGCAGUCCCGGGUAACCCUAUGCCUGGUCUUAGCACACAUAACCAACAAGCGGGACCCGCUUUUCAAGGUGGAAUGCCUUUAUAUCAACCGGAUGGAACUAUGGGGUCGUGGGGCCCUUCACCGCCUCCACCAAACGUCAACAUGUAUUGGCCGGGAUUCUAUGCCCCGCCAAACGGGCUUCCACAUCAGCAGUCUUUGUUUCGACCGACACCUAUGCAGUAUCCUGGUUUCGCCCCGUCAUUGCCAGGUGGCGUUACCAACCCGUCUGAUUAUUCUACAAGCUCAGCUGGUUUUACUACUUCCACAUCGUUACUUGCGUCCACUUUGCCUUCCGGUCUUCCUCCUGUACCGCCUUUGUUAUCGUCUACUGAACCGCUGCCAAGUUUUAUGCAAACGAAGGUCGUUAAUUCUGUGGGCCCCACAGCAAUGCCGCCCGUAUCUUUGACCACUGCGACUACUAGUAGCUCUGAUAUAAAUGUUACUGUACCUCCCGUUUCUCACAAAUCCAACGGGCUUUCUGGUGUGUUAUCCACACCGUCGUUAGUAACUCCAGGCCAGCUGUUGCAGUCUGGGGCUCAAGCGAUACAUAAGGUUGUUGAACCGGCUGCGCCAGCACCGCCGUCUGGACCUUUUGCACUACCUUCAUCUGGACCUUUUGCACCAGCACCGUUAUCUGGACCUUUAGCGCCAUCGUCAUUUGGACCUUUUGCGAUAGCAUCGUCAUCUGGUCCUUUUGCGCCACCGUCAUCCGGACCUUUUGCACCAGCACCGUCAUCCGGACCGUCUGCACCAGCACCAGCACCAGCACCAUCAUCCGGACCGUCUGCCACACCAUCAUCUGGACCAUCAGCACCAGCACCAUCAUCCGGACCGUCUGCCGCACCAUCAUCUGGCGCAUCAGCACCAGCACCAACACCAUCAUCUGGACCAUCCGCACCAGCACCAUCAUCCGCACCGUCUGCACCAUCCACACCAGCACCAGCGCCGGCACCUGCACCAGCACCAUCAUCUGAACCAUCCGCACCAGUUUCGGAUCCUACAGAAACUCAGCCUCCAAUAUUACCAUUACCAACUCAAACUGGUAAUCAUUCAAAGACCAACGGAGGUCCUUACCAUAACCGCAACAGUUACAGAGGGCGUGAAAGAGGCAGAGGAUCCGGGGGAUCACGACCAGUGAUGAAGUUCACAGAAGAAUUCGAUUUCACUGCAAUGAAUGAGAAAUUUAAUAAAGAUGAAGUGUGGGGUACUUUAGGAAAAGGCAAAAAAUCAAACUCAAAGGAAAGCGAUGAGGAUGAUUUCGAAGAUGAAAAUAACGCUUCUGCUUUGCCAAAAAUUGAUGUCAAGCCUGUUUAUAGCAAGGAUGACUUUUUCGAUACUUUGUCAUGCAACUCGAAUGAUAAUCGAAAUAACGGGAGGACGAGGUUCUCUGAACAGAUGAAACUAGAUACAGAGACAUUUGGAGAAUUCUCUAGAUACAGAGGGGGUGGUAGGGGCGGGCGUGGGCCCAACCGUGGAGGUCGUUCUCGAGGUGGCGGUUAUCAUGGAAGAGGAUACGGUUACGUUAAUAGGGCCCGUGGUGGGAGAAACCCGGCUCGCGAUUAUUAAGGUUUUCAGGUGUGCUUGGAAAAUCAUUUUCAAAAUUUUUAUUUUGAGUAUUUGUUACUUGCAAAUGAUUUAUGAGAUUUAUCGAUAACAUGGAGACGCUCAUCAUAAUAAAAAUAAAGUUAGCGGUCAUUAAAGUUUAUGUGA
Molecule: messenger RNA, 2302 nt
Organism: Helianthus annuus (common sunflower)
Lineage: Eukaryota; Viridiplantae; Streptophyta; Magnoliopsida; Asterales; Asteraceae
Product: protein decapping 5
Exons: 8
Coding region: 179-2158 (659 amino acids)
Biological process (GO): P-body assembly; cytoplasmic stress granule assembly
Cellular component (GO): P-body
Molecular function (GO): mRNA binding
Source: RefSeq, a predicted model, not a curated record